This is a messenger RNA of Drosophila ananassae, 2576 nucleotides long. Its product is annotated as larval serum protein 1 beta chain. NCBI's taxonomy places the organism in Eukaryota, Metazoa, Arthropoda, Insecta, Diptera, Drosophilidae. The record is from RefSeq and is a predicted model, not a curated record. Bases 86 to 2461 code for a protein of 791 amino acids. The transcript has 2 exons.
AGCAACAGUCUUUAGGCAUUGGAUCCACUGGGCGCAUCUGAUCCGGAGCAGUUGGAAGUCUAGAGUCCUUGAAGAAGUAGUCAACAUGAAGGUUGCCAUCGCAUUGCUGGCCUGUCUAGGCCUGGUCGCUGCGGCCAGUUUCCACAAGCAGCACGAGGUUAAGAUCGCUGACAAGUCGUUCCUUGGCAUGCAGAAGUUUCUUUUCGAGAUUGUCUACCGUGUUGAGGAUCCUCUGAUGUUCGAGGAGUAUAUUAAGUUGGGAAAGGCCUUCGAUUUUAAAGAGCCUAACUACACGCACUUCGAUAAGUACAUGAAGGCCUUCUUCGAGGCCUACAAGGUUCACGCCCUUCUCCCCAAGGGUGAAUUCUUUGGAGCUGCAGUGAUGUCGCACGCCAAGCAGGCCCGCGGCCUGUUCAACUUCUUCUACUAUGCCAAGGACUGGGAGACCUUCAUGCACAACGUGGCCUGGGCCCGUAUGCACGUCAACGAGGGCAUGUUCGUCUACGCCUUGACCCUGGCCGUGAUCCACCGCGAGGACUUCCACGGAUUGAUGCUGCCAUCGAUCUACGAGAUCUUCCCUCAGUUCUUCUUCAACAGCAAGUUCGUGUACGAGGCCGAGAAGUUCGACUACGAGAUGUGGAUGAAGAUGACCAUGUACGAGAAGGAGUACAUGGACGUCUACUACAAGAACCAUGCCCACGGCUAUGGCUACGGUAACAUGUACCAGAGCGGCGACUACAUGUACAUGAAGGACUUCAAGAUGUGGCAGUGGUGGAAACUGAUGGGUCUGGGAGAGCACUGGUACAGCGAGGACAAGUACAUCCUGCGCGAAAACAUCUACGAAUUCAACCAGGACAGCAAGUGGCUCUCGAUGAUGAAGGACGUCAAGGUCUGGUGGAUGCCCGUCGACUACACCCGCGACCUCAACAUGUACAAUGAGGAAUCGAAGCUCUCCUACUUCACUGAGGACCUUGGCUGGAAUUCCUAUUGGUACUACCUCAACAUGGACUACUCCUUCUUCCUGGACGGAACCACUUUCGACCUGAAGAACGACCGUCGCGGAGAGUGGUGGCUGUACAACGUGCACCAGCUGCUGAGCCGUUACUACAUGGAGCGUCUGUCCCACGGAUUCGGCGCCAUCCCCGAAUUCUCCUGGUACCACCAAAUCGAAAUGGGCUACGAUCCUCAGAUGAUCUACUACAACGGCAUCGGCUACAGCUACCGCAAGAACUACUACGAGAUGGAGACCUACGGAAACUUCGAGAUGCUCGACAAAAUCACCAGCUUCAUGAAGCGCAUCCAGACAAUCGUCGACAUGGGCUACUACAAGACCAUGGACGGCCACAUGAUUGACCUGCGCAAACCCGAGUCGAUCGAGUACAUCGGAAACAUGAUGCAGGGCAACGUGGAUGCCAUGGACAAGAUGUUCUUCCAGUUCUGGUACAUGCUCGCCCAUAUGUACUUCGCCGAUGUCGACUUCCACCAGAUGGAGGUCUACCCCAACGUCAUGCUCAACUUCGAGACCAUGAUGCGCGACCCCAUGUACUACAUGUUCUACAAGUCGAUCGUCCAGGUCUACUUCCAGUUCAUGCACUACCUGCCCAAGUACACCAAGGAGCAGCUCUUGAUGCCUGGAGUGUCCAUGAAGCACGUGGAAGUGAGCGAGCUGACCACCUACUUCGAUCUGGUGGACUUUGACGUGACCAACAUGCUCAACGACAAGAUGGUCUUCCACGAUGGCAAGUUCGUGUGGGACAAGUCUCUGUAUGCCCGUCAGAUGCGUCUGAACCACAAGCCCUUCACCUACACUUACACCAUCGAGUCCGACAAGGUCGAGAAGGUGGUUGUGCGUGCCUUCUUGGGACCCAAAUUUGAUGAGUUCGGCAAGAUGAUCUCCCUGACAGAGAACCGCAUGAACUUCAUGGAAAUCGACGAAUUCUUCUACGAGCUGAAGGCUGGCACCAACAUGAUCAAGCGCAACUCCAACGAAUUCUACUGGACCGUCAAGGACCGCACCACCUACACCGAACUGUACUACUAUCUGAUGAUGGCCUUCGACGGCAAGUACGACUUCCCUCUGGACAUCAGUGAGCCCCACUGCGGCUUCCCCGACCGCCUCGUUCUGCCCAUGGGCUGGAAGAAGGGAAUGCCCAUGCAGAUGUUCUUCAUGGUGAUGCCGUACUCCGCCCCCACCCACGAACAGUUCUCGACCUUCGACUACACCUACUCCUGUGGCAUCGGAUCGGGAGCCCGCUUCGUCGAUAACAUGCCUUUCGGCUAUCCCUUCGACCGCGAGAUCGACGAAUACGAGUUCUUCGUUCCCAACAUGUACUUCAAGGAUGUGAAGAUCUACCACGCCGACACCAUGGAGCCUUACUACAAGUACAAGGGCUACUCCAACUACGGACACUUCGACUACACCUUCUUCAGCGAUUACUACACCAAGUACUUCAAGUACUAGGUCUCCUUGAUGCCCGAAAAAAAGACUGUCACGGUACGAACCCCUUGGAGUGGAAGCAUUUAUGAAUUUUAGUUUUAAGCUGAGCAAAAAGUAAAAUAAACUUUCUAAAAUCCAA